This is a messenger RNA of Fundulus heteroclitus (mummichog), 1606 nucleotides long. RefSeq names its product 26S proteasome non-ATPase regulatory subunit 4. Bases 100 to 1227 code for a protein of 375 amino acids. Gene Ontology annotation, cellular component: proteasome regulatory particle, base subcomplex; nucleus; cytosol. NCBI's taxonomy places the organism in Eukaryota, Metazoa, Chordata, Actinopteri, Cyprinodontiformes, Fundulidae. The record is from RefSeq and is a predicted model, not a curated record. Gene Ontology annotation, molecular function: polyubiquitin modification-dependent protein binding. The transcript is spliced from 10 exons. Gene Ontology annotation, biological process: proteasome-mediated ubiquitin-dependent protein catabolic process.
UCAGAUCGCCCGGCCAAUCAUAUCCGUUCUUGUUCAGCGUUUCUCCAAUAGGGAGGGGUCUUUUUAGUCUGCGCCAGAGAGAAACAAGAAGUUUCCAAAAUGGUGCUCGAAAGUACCAUGGUUUGCGUGGACAACAGCGAGUACAUGAGGAAUGGAGACUUCCUGCCCACCAGACUGCAGGCCCAGCAGGAUGCUGUCAACAUCGUUUGCCACUCCAAAACACGGACCAACCCGGAGAACAACGUUGGGCUCAUCACCAUGGCAAAUAACUGUGAGGUCCUUACCACGCUGACACCAGACACGGGCCGCAUCCUGUCCAAAUUACACGCUGUCCAACCCAAAGGAAAAAUCUCGUUCUGCACAGGCAUCAGAGUGGCUCAUCUGGCUCUAAAACACAGACAAGGCAAAAACCACAAAAUGAGGAUCAUUGCCUUUGUUGGGAGUCCUGUGGAGGACAAUGAAAAAGAUGUCCUACAGCUUGUUAAAAUGGCAAAGCGCUUGAAAAAGGAGAAGGUGAACGUGGAUAUCAUCAAUUUUGGAGAGGAGGGGAUGAACACAGAGAAGCUGACUGCAUUUAUUAACACUCUAAAUGGAAAGGAGGGAACAGGCUCCCACUUGGUCACAGUCCCUCCUGGACCCAGCCUGGCCGACGCACUGCUCUCCUCUCCCAUCCUGGCCGGUGAGGGAGGCUCCAUGAUGGGGCUGGGCGCCAGCGACUUUGAAUUCGGCGUUGACCCCAGUGCUGAUCCUGAGCUGGCCUUGGCCCUGCGUGUUUCAAUGGAGGAGCAACGACAGAGGCAGGAGGAGGAGGCACGCAGAGCUGCUGCUGCCUCCGCUGCCGAGGCAGGCGUGCCCACACCCAGCGCAGACGAGUCAGAGGAGGCCUUGAUGAAGAUGUCGGUUUCUCAGCCUGAGAGCGCUCCCGCAGUGCUUCCUGAUUUCAGCAGCAUGACAGAAGAAGAACAGAUAGCUUAUGCCAUGCAGAUGUCUUUAGCUGGAGGAGAGUACGGUGAAAUGGACGCGGGAGCCGCAAUGGACACUGCAGAAUCAGCCAAGGAGGAAGAUGACUAUGAUGUAAUGCAAGACCCAGAGUUCCUUCAGAGCGUCUUGGAGAACCUGCCAGGAGUCGAUCCUAACAACGAGGCCAUCCGCAACGCAAUGGGCUCCCUGGCGUCGCAGACAGGAAACAAGCAAGACGGCAAAAAAGACGAAGAGAAGAAGAAAUGAGACAUCAAAGCAAAAGAGAAAUGAACAAUUGCAGGAUUUCUUUACAGACAUGAUUGCUGAUGCACCGCUCUGCAUGACGGCGCUCUCACAGCCUUCUAUAAAACGUCAAAUAAUAACAAAAAACAGUAUUAAAUCACAGCCUAGUUUCUUAUUCGACAACAUAAGUUCUCGUGAAGCACAAAUUGGUGAAUUUAUAAACUAUUAGGGUAAUUUACUGGACUCCGGUUAACACUCUCCAGCUGGCAUUUUAUCUACAGGGUAUGAUUAAUAAUUGAUUCAUUAGAAAAAUAAAUGAUCUGACUGUAGACUAAACAAUUAUUCUCUCCUCUUUUGGUGUGCCGUUUUUAUUUUGCAAUAAAAGCCAAUUGUAAAUGUCUAA